AUGCCGCCACGACGAUCGCAUAGGAAAUCCCGCAAUGGCUGUAUGCAGUGCAAGCAAAGAAGGGUCAAGUGUGAUGAAAGCCGGCCCUGCUCGAAUUGUACGAAGCGCGGGAUAGCUUGUAUCUACGACCACGGAAGCAAAAGCCCUUCGGUAAUCGAUGUACCUCGAAACAGCCAAACACGGUCAUCUUAUCAUUCUGAAGAUCCUUCUUCACGACACGGCACUCCUGCUGUCAAUCAGAUAGAUUGGUUCAGCACUUUGGACGAGAAAAUCGCGGGCACCGCAUCCAUUCUUCGGGAAUGGAGUCGGCAGGACCCCGAGUUGAUGCACCACUUUACCCUUUACACUUCCCAGACCAUCUCUGAGCGCAAGGAAAUCCAGGAUGUUUGGCAGAUUGAAGUCCCCAAGAUGGCUUACUCAUACGGAUUCUUGAUGCAUGGCAUUCUUUCCUUAUCCGCCCUUCAUCUCUCUCAUCUCAAACCAGAGAACUACGGUGACUAUAUGACCAGCUCAAGGAUACACUUGACGUUUGGGCUGCGCACCUUUGUAAGAGUUCUUCCAUCUCCAACCGCUGAAAAUUGCUCUGCACUGUUCAGCUUUUGCAGUGUUAUCAUGAUCUACACCUACGGCUGUCCCAUGGAGAGUAACGAAACCGACACUGCGGAUCUCCUGAACAACCUAAUAGAGGUGUUUAGGGUAUCUCGUGGAACCCUAAUAAUCAUGCCAUACUUGAAGUCUAUGAGGCAUAACGGCCUUGAACCUCUUUUCCGGCAAGAGUAUAAUCUGCCCAUCUCAUCAAAAAGAGCUAGGAAAAAUAACCUAUUCGAUGGAGUUGAUGAGCAGCUUGACAAGCUCAGUCAAUAUAUUGAGUCGGAGCCUCUCGACCCUGAAGACAAAGUUAUCGGCCAGCAAGCUCUUGCAGCGUUGUCUUCAUCCUUUGAAGCGUUCGAAUCGGCUGACUUGCCGCUGGAAUGUGGAAUGGCGUUCUUCUGGCCUCUAUCUGUCCAUGAAGGCAAGUAUUUUGCCUUCAAAACUGCUGUGCUGGAUUGA
Talaromyces atroroseus is the source of this 1050-nucleotide messenger RNA. RefSeq lists its product as hypothetical. The coding region runs from base 1 to 1050 and encodes 349 amino acids. The transcript is spliced from 4 exons. The record is from RefSeq and is a predicted model, not a curated record. NCBI's taxonomy places the organism in Eukaryota, Fungi, Ascomycota, Eurotiomycetes, Eurotiales, Trichocomaceae. Gene Ontology annotation, molecular function: DNA-binding transcription activator activity, RNA polymerase II-specific; zinc ion binding. Gene Ontology annotation, biological process: regulation of transcription by RNA polymerase II.